UUGACAGUUCAGUGGUUUGUCAUAAAAAUAAGUGGUCUGGCAACCUCCCAUUGAUUUUGUAUUAAUUCUGUGAAAUCAUUGUUUUAAUUGUUAUAAGCGGCAUUACGGAAGAAAAAGGAAUUGAAUGCUAAAAAUAUGUCGAAUAACGAUGAACUUAUUGCACAAUUUAUUGAGAUAAGCGGUGGAGAUGAAAACGUCGCCAGAUUUUAUUUGGCAAGUUCCAAUUGGUCUUUGGAGGAUGCACUUUCUCAUUUCCUUGGCAAUCAAGUUGACGGAGAGGGUGACAGUGAAGAACAAUCAGUUGACAGAAAUUCAGCCGGAGCGUCCGUUGAUCCGCCCUCAACCAAUUCGAGCAGUCGCAGUCGUCCGGAAAUCGGCGCUGAAGGUUUUACCAAAAAAACCUCGGACAGACCCAAAGUUGCGACACUAAAUGAUAUGACCAAACGUACGUCGAACGAAGAAGAGGGACAAGCUUUUUACGCCGGGGGCUCGGAGCGUUCAGGACAACAGGUUUUAGGACCACCGAAGCGUAAAAAUUUCCGAGAACAGCUAACUGAUAUGUUUCGUAUGGCACAAGAGCACAGUACCGGAGACUCGGCAGGCGGCUCAACCGGCCCGUCUACAUCUGGUGCUGUACAUUGGGGUCAGGGGGUUCGACUGGGCAUGACUGAUAACGAUCAUUCCGUCGUAGCGUCGCAUCAAGGCGAUGGCAACGCUACAGAGGAAAAAAGACCUAUUGUAGUCCUGAAGUUGUGGAGUCAAGGGUUUUCCAUUGACGAUGGGGAGUUGCGCCUGUAUGAUGAUCCCGAAAAUAAAGAAUUUUUAGAGACUGUGAUGCGCGGAGAAAUACCACAUGAGCUAUUAGAGAUGGGUUGGUUGGUGAAUGUAGAUGUGGAAGAUCAUCGCCACGAAGAUUAUAAAAGGAAAAGUGUACCUCCGAAAUUCAAAGGGUCCGGCCAUACUUUAGGAAGUCCAACACCUAAUGUCGAAGGAGCUGCCGCCCCCAGCAGUGCCAAGCCAACGCCAAAGGUUCAAGGAAAAGAAGAUGAUGCUUCUGCUAAAGAGAAACUCAACAUAGAUUCUUCUCAGCCAACCACAACGUUGCAAAUACGUUUGGCCGAUGGUUCCCGUUUGAUGGCACAAUUCAAUUUGAAUCACACUGUUGCUGAUAUACAUCGCUAUAUAAUUAACGCAAGGCCACAAUAUGCGGAUGGAAACUUCAGAUUAGUAUCGUCAUUCCCAACCCGUGAAUUGACAGAUGAUGCCGCAACGAUUGAGUUAGCUGGCCUUAAAAAUGCAUCGAUAUUACAACGAAUGAACUGAGUCGCACACAUAUUUUUCAUUGGGGCAUAAAACCUCGGCUACUUGAACGGUGUAUUUGUAAAAUAUUUACUCUUAAACAUGAUUUGUUCAUAAAUAUAAAAAAAUAAAGCAAGAUACAAUGUAUUGCUAUUAAAAUACCAUCGCUCUGAAUAAGUGUGAAAAGAA
This is a messenger RNA of Rhagoletis pomonella (apple maggot), 1488 nucleotides long. It is a transcript of the gene p47, whose product is annotated as NSFL1 cofactor p47. The transcript is spliced from 6 exons. Gene Ontology annotation, biological process: autophagosome assembly; proteasome-mediated ubiquitin-dependent protein catabolic process; nuclear membrane reassembly. Gene Ontology annotation, cellular component: cytosol; nucleus. NCBI's taxonomy places the organism in Eukaryota, Metazoa, Arthropoda, Insecta, Diptera, Tephritidae. Gene Ontology annotation, molecular function: ubiquitin binding. The record is from RefSeq and is a predicted model, not a curated record. The coding region runs from base 136 to 1323 and encodes 395 amino acids.